CAAAUGUUUGUUAUAAAAUUUGGAUGGAUUCUGCUCAUCUGAUUGUAUUUUAAUAUAAUUAUCUACUUUUGUUUGUUUGUUUGUUUGUUUGUUGACUUGUGUUUGUUAGUUGUUUGUUUUGGCUGUUUGUUUGUCUAUGUGUUUGUCUGUUUAUAUGUUUGUCUGUCGAUACUUUUGUCUGUCUAUAUGUUCGUCUGUCUGACUGUAUGCUUGUGUGUCUCUUGUUUGUUUAUGUGGUAGUGUGUCUGUCUGUCUGUCUGUCUGUUUGCUGUCUGUCUGUUUGUCUGUUCAUUUAUCUGUCUGUCUGUCUGCUGUCUGUCUGCUGUCUGUCUGCUGUCUGUCUGUCUGUUGUCUGUCUGUCUGUCUGCUGUCUGUCUGUCUGCUGUCUGUCUGUAUGUCUGUCUGUCUGUCUGUCUGCUGUCUGUCUGUCUGUCUGCUGUCUGUCUGCUGUCUGUCUGUAUGUCUGUCUGUCUGCUGUCUGUUGUAUGUCUGUCUGCUGUCUGUCUGUCUGUCUGUGUAUCUGUCUGUUUAUUUGUUUGUCUUGUGACUCUACGUUUGUCUGUUUGUUUAUCUGUUUGUGUCCAUUUGUAUGUCUGUUUGUAUAUUUGUUUAUUUGUUUGUCCUUGGCCUGUGUGCAAUGUUUGUUUGUGUGUAUGUUUGUUUGUAUGUCUGUUUGUUUGUUUGUAUGUUUGUUUGUUUGUUUGUUUGUGUGUCUGUCUGUUUGUAUGUCUGUCUGUUUGUUUGUAUGUAUGUUUGUUUGUUUGUAUGUUUGUUUUUUGUUUGUGUGUCUGUCUGUUUGUAUGUCUGUCUGUUUUUUUGUAUGUAUGUUUGUUUUUUGUAUGUUUGUUUUUUGUUUGUGUGUCUGUCUGUUUGUAUGUCUGUUUGUUUGUUUGUUUGUAUGUUUGCUUGUAUGUUUGUAUGUUUGUUUGUUUGUAUGUCUGUCUGUCUGUCUGUCUGUUUAUUUGUUUGUUUGUUUAAUGGUAUGUAUGUUUGUUUGUUUGUAUGUUUGUUUGUAUGUUUGUUUGUAUUGUUGUCUGUUUGUUUGUCUGUUUGUUUGUUUGUCUGUUUGUUUGUCUGUAUGUCUAUUUGUUUGUUUGUUUGUAUGUCUGUUUGUUUGCUUGCUUGUUUGUCUGUUUGUUUGUAUGUCUGUUUGUUUGUUUGUAUGUUUGUUUGUUCUGGGAUUGUAUGUGUGUAAUUUUGUUUGUUUUCAUGUUUAUAUAUACUUAUAUAUUUGUCUGUUUGUCUGAUUGUCAAUUUACAUUUUUAUUUGUUUGUCUCUGUUUGUCAUACUACAACUUCUCUACCACUCAACACAUUUGACUUCUUCACAUCACUCUACCGUCUCCACAAAUACUAAUUUCUAUUGCUCACACAGACCACUGCCAUCCACUACUCGU
Corticium candelabrum is the source of this 1397-nucleotide messenger RNA. RefSeq names its product keratin-associated protein 4-12-like. Bases 207 to 1247 code for a protein of 346 amino acids. The transcript has a single exon. The record is from RefSeq and is a predicted model, not a curated record. NCBI's taxonomy places the organism in Eukaryota, Metazoa, Porifera, Homoscleromorpha, Homosclerophorida, Plakinidae.